Messenger RNA from Endocarpon pusillum Z07020, 708 nucleotides. RefSeq lists its product as uncharacterized. The record is from RefSeq and is a predicted model, not a curated record. Gene Ontology annotation, biological process: regulation of DNA-templated transcription. Gene Ontology annotation, molecular function: DNA-binding transcription factor activity. The coding region runs from base 1 to 708 and encodes 235 amino acids. NCBI's taxonomy places the organism in Eukaryota, Fungi, Ascomycota, Eurotiomycetes, Verrucariales, Verrucariaceae. The transcript has a single exon.
AUGGCUACCCCGGUCUCCAAGCAAGAACGAAUUCGCCUCAAUCAACAGCGGUCACGCGCAAGGCGACAGGAGUACCUUCAGGAACUCGAGAAACGGGUGCAAGGUUGUCAUUUUACUUGCAGAGAAGCCGACCUUCAGCGAGAAUCGUACGAUCAGAUAAAAAAGGAAAAUCUGAUCCUACGUAGCUUACUUGGUUCUCUUGGACUCAGUGACGCGCAGAUUGAUACGCACAUCAACUCUUCGGAGCCUUCGAACGAACAGGCAUCAUUGCGGAAUCUUCGUCCAAAGAUACAAUCUGGCGUCGUCCCUGCCCAGCCAGGCUCUGUCGCUCGAUUUGAAAAUCUGACUGAUUUUCCUGUUCCUACGAAUCAGAAUAUGAUAUCUUGUACUGGUGUGCCCGGCACGGCCCACAGCUGUUGCGCUUCCACAUGCUCGCCAGCCCACCCUGAUAUCGGUGACCCGUCCUUGACAAUAUCCCCUACCCUGCACAUGCCGCCACCACAGUACUGCCAGACCUUUCUCACGCCCUACUUCGAGCCGACCAUGGGACCGCCCCGAGAAAACUCGAUACUCUGUUCACAGGCACAGGAUCUUACUGACCAGUACAGUAUCAGUGAGAAAGAUAUCCAACACAUUAGCCGCAGACUCGUCACUGGGUCUACCGGCGAGUUUGACCCUGGCGGAGGCUGUCGGGUGGAUGGAACGUGA